Kwoniella shivajii is the source of this 1866-nucleotide messenger RNA. RefSeq lists its product as uncharacterized. The record is from RefSeq and is a predicted model, not a curated record. Gene Ontology annotation, biological process: DNA-templated transcription. The transcript has 10 exons. Gene Ontology annotation, cellular component: nucleus. The coding region runs from base 1 to 1866 and encodes 621 amino acids. Lineage: Eukaryota; Fungi; Basidiomycota; Tremellomycetes; Tremellales; Cryptococcaceae. Gene Ontology annotation, molecular function: zinc ion binding; DNA binding; DNA-binding transcription factor activity, RNA polymerase II-specific.
AUGUCCGACAACGCCCCCGUCAUCAACCAUGCCGCCGCUCAGAGUAGCACAGCCUCUCGGAAGAGAAAGCUGCAUAGGGCAUGUGAUUACUGUCGUGAACAUCGUAUAAAAUGUCAAUAUGAUCGACCCGAUAUAUGUAAACAUUGCUUAGACUGGGAUAUCCCUUGUGAAAAAGUGGCUUCUCCUCCCAGGGACACUCGCCCUCGCAAGCGCUUGAUGUCAAAGAGUCUCGAAGCCGAGGAAGUACAGGACAUAGAACCAAUCUAUCUCGGAGGAACAAGCAUCUCACAGCUGGUUUGGUUCUUCUGCCCAGCGACCGCAAAAAGCAAACUUCACGCACUGGAUGUCAAGUAUGAUCUCUACAGAGGAGCUCUUUGUGACAGCGACGAACAGGGAUUACUGGUGGGGAGGGAUCCAAAGGUUACGAGGCGAGAAAGGCUGGGAGCUCCUUUGCUCAAUACGGCUUUCGCCAAGCUGGCGGAAAGUGUCGGAGCCGAGACCGUUCUCCAGAGUCUGUAUGAUACGGCUUCUGAAAGGAUCAUCCCUAUCUUCCCGGUCAUCUCGAAACAUGAGAGCUUGCUCAAUGAUCAGCCUGAUGAGAAGUAUUGGGAACGCUUUGUCGAGCUGCACCACAAUUCCGCUCCACCAACGCCUCUUCCAGGAAUAGUCCGAAUCAUUCAUUGCGCAUUGGCAGCCAUGUCCAGAGAAGUCCCUGCCGACAUAAGACAAAACAUACUUUCAACCUUACACAACCGCCUGGCCGGACCGGAGCUCGACAGAAUACGUCGUACAUCGACCAUCGCGAGUGUACAGGUGCUGGUAUCUCUCGCAAUGUGUGAUGAGCUGAGCGGCAAUGGGAUUAGUUUUACUUGGUUGCAGCUGGGAGAAGCGAUUCGUAUGGCUCAAGAGCUUGCUCUGCACAGAAAUAUAUCCCUCGACCUCGUACCACUUGCCCAACGUAAUCGACGUGCCAGAGUUUGGGGCGCGUGUAUAUGCCCACAAGCGUAUCCAGAUCACGUCAAAGAUCCCUCGUCUGGAAGGUGGUCACCAUCGUUUAGAUUUCUAGCUGAAAUGACUAAAAUGAGUGUCUUGCUUGGCCGUGUCUACAAACUGACAAGCUCGCCAUAUGGUCUUUUCAAGGCGGAUGAUGCGUCACUGCUAAUCGCUCAGACCGAGAUUGACAUGUGGAUCGCUCAAUUACCCAAAGCAUGGCCGUACUCUCCUACGAUGCAAACGUAUGACGCUGCAGAGCUGAUCAACGUGUUCUGUGUCGCGCUCGAGUUCACUCUGCUCCGACCCUUCCAAUGGCCGGUUGGCGCUAUCCCUCAUCAUCUCGUCUACCGCCCAGCACCUCAGCGGUGGUCGGUUUUGGUCAAUAGAGCACGUCAAGCUACUAUUUGGGCAGAAACGGCCUCAGGGAAGUUCUGCCUAGAUGUAUGGUCUUUCGUGACGUAUCCUAUCAUAUGCGCUUUGUUUGUCCACAUAAGGAUGUACGAACAGAACCAAACCGAAGAAGCCAGAUCAUUCAUCGAUCGGACCGACGACAUCAUACAAGGAUGGGCAGCAACUCUACCUGAUAGUCCUUCGCGAUCCAAGAUCGCCGCGAUGACCAGGCUGCUCCGGGAAACAGCUGGACCCAGUAAUUCUUCGCCUACGAACUCACUGGAUAUCAUGACACCGGGUGGUUCAUUGGCACGCAAUUGGCUGGAGACGGUAAGCAGCGGUAUGCCAAUGCCGAAUCUGGGUAUGCAGAAUUACCGAAACAACAAUGCAGGGAAUGGUAUAUUGGGAGAGCUUGACCUAGAGCUUGGACCCGGUUUGGGUGCGUUUGAUGGGACUGAUUGUGGUUUCGACUUUGCCAUGUAG